Cyanidioschyzon merolae strain 10D is the source of this 1284-nucleotide messenger RNA. RefSeq names its product methionyl-tRNA formyltransferase. The transcript has a single exon. Gene Ontology annotation, biological process: biosynthetic process; conversion of methionyl-tRNA to N-formyl-methionyl-tRNA. The record is from RefSeq and is a predicted model, not a curated record. Lineage: Eukaryota; Rhodophyta; Bangiophyceae; Cyanidiales; Cyanidiaceae. Gene Ontology annotation, molecular function: methionyl-tRNA formyltransferase activity. The coding region runs from base 1 to 1284 and encodes 427 amino acids.
AUGUGGGUAUCAUACGCACUGGUAAAGCGCUCCUGGUUUGCACCAAACAGACCGGCACGUUUUAUAGAGACUGUGGCACGAAGUCGCUUGCAUAAAGCGUCGUUCAAGUCGCGGGCUCGAUGCCUGUGCAACGCUUCAAACGACGUACCGCCCCGACGGAUCGUAUUUCUGGGGACCCCUCCAGUGGCGGAGUUGGUGCUCGCUCGCAUCGCCGAAGCUACUGGACAGGUUCCCAGAGCGACCGCGGAGCCGGUGAACUUGACCAGCGCAGCAAGUCCAGGAACGCAGCACGUUCCGUUCAGGGUUGUUGGCGUCGUGACACAGCCGCCAGCGCCCCAGCGUCGCUCGGGAGCACCGCAACCGAGUCCCACACACCGGUAUGCGGUUGAUGUGAUGCAGGUCCCGGUAUGGACGCCAACACGACUAGCACGUGACGAAAGCUUUCUUCGUCUCUGGGAAACGGAGCUGCGACCGGAUCUUGCCAUUACUGCUGCGUAUGGACAACUGCUUCCGGAGCGCUUCCUUCGCGUUCCACCGCUCGGUGUGCUCAAUAUUCAUCCGUCUCUCUUGCCGCUGUAUCGUGGUGCAGCGCCAGUCCAGCGAACGCUUCUGGACGGCUUGGAGUAUAGCGGUGUAAGCAUUGUGCGCACGGUACUGGAGCUCGACGCCGGCCCUAUUCUAUGCCAGGAGCGAGUCCCGAUCGACGAGAACAUUCAGGGUCCAGAUUUGCUAGAGCAACUGUUUGCACUGGGUGCAGAGCUUCUCAUUCAGCGAAUCCUAUGUCGGCGGGAUGUUGCCCGUGCAUCGACCGCAGCCGAGAUGGACGAGCUCCUGGGCGAGAUCCGUAUGCAAGACUCAAGCCAGGCCACAUAUGCGCCGAAACUCAGCAAAUGUGAAGGUGAGCUGAGCUUCACCGAAACUGCGUAUCGUGUCCACAAUCGCGUACGAGCCGUCGUGGACUGGCCUGGUGCCUGGAUGGAGCUGAUCGUUCGGCCCGGUAGCGAGGAAGCGCCGCAUGCGGGGCAACGCUUGCGUAUCAAGGUGCUCCGCACGCGCAUUGCUCGCCGUCAAGGCGGAGCAGCGCUCGGCAUCCAUCGCGUCUCUUUCGUAGAGGACGCACUUCGCGUGACUUGCGAUGACGGCUCACAACUGGAUAUCCUUGAGGUGCAAUUACCUGGAAAGCGGGUGCAGACGGCUCGGGCGUUCUGGAAUGGCUUGCGCGGACGGUUCCUCGAACGGCCACGGGAUCCCUAUCCGCCAUUAUAUGAGACUCCAGCCAGAUGA